Lagopus leucura (white-tailed ptarmigan) is the source of this 2271-nucleotide messenger RNA. It is a transcript of the gene SPTY2D1, whose product is annotated as SPT2 chromatin protein domain containing 1. NCBI's taxonomy places the organism in Eukaryota, Metazoa, Chordata, Aves, Galliformes, Phasianidae. The coding region runs from base 52 to 2124 and encodes 690 amino acids. Gene Ontology annotation, biological process: regulation of DNA-templated transcription; nucleosome assembly. The transcript has 6 exons. Gene Ontology annotation, cellular component: nucleolus. Gene Ontology annotation, molecular function: DNA binding; histone binding. The record is from RefSeq and is a predicted model, not a curated record.
CCGGGCUGGGGGGAGCGGGGCGGGCGCCUCAGCCCCGCGGCGGAACCGGCCAUGGAUUUCCACAACAUCCUCGUGAUGGCCUCGGAGCAGCAGGGGCUGAACGCCGUGCCGAAAAGAUACAGUUUGGCUGUUGGCCCUCCCAAAAAGGUUCCAAAGGUCAAGGGUGUUGAGUCUGCAGCAGUACAAGCAUUUCUCCGAAGGAAAGAAGAAGAAAAAAGGAAAAAAGAACUGGAAGAAAAAAGAAAGAAAGAACGACUCUUGGCUAAGCGAAUUGAACUGAAACAUGACAGGAAGGCAAGAGCUAUGGCUUCACGAACAAAGGAUAACUUUUAUGGCUAUAACGGUAUUCCCGUUGAAGAGAAGUCUAAAAAGAGGAGGAGGACUUGUGAGAAUGUUUCUCAGGCCCCCGAGGCUGAGUAUGCAACAGAAAAUGAAGCAGAGCAACUCGAAUUUACUCAAACUGAAUCGGAGUAUGAGCAAGAAGAAUAUGAUGAGAAACCAUCCAAAGCUGCGGUCAAACCAAAGGCGCCACCCAAAAGUGCACCAGCACCUCUCAACUUUGCAGAUCUUUUAAGGCUUGCUGAAAAAAAACAAUAUGAACCGGUAGAAAUAAAAGUAGUGAAAAAGAUAGAAGAGAGACCCAGAACUGCGGAAGAAUUGAGAGAGAGGGAGUAUUUGGAACGCAAAAAUAAGAGAGUAGAAAUGCAGAAAAAGAAAACCGAGAAGGAGGUUAAGAAUACAGGGAUAUCCAGUUCUUCAAAAAAAGCAACUUCCCUGAAGGAAUGUGCAGAUGCAAAACUUAGCAAAAGUGCAGCAGAUAAACAUGCCUCUCCAAAAAGCAGCCUCUCUUCUCUGAGUGGUACUGAUAAGAAAUCCAAAGCACCAGCAUUGACGGACAAGCACUCGCGGUCUUUAUCUUCUUCCAAAUUGAGUCAAAUGGAAAAAGUAAAAACCUCACAAAAUAGUUCCUUGAAAACCCCUACUGCUGGCAGUCAUAGUAAAUUACCUGUCAACGGUAUGGGAAAGUCUAGCUCAAGCUUUCCUGUGCCAUCUUCAAAGCCAAUGGCCAAUGGGGCUCAAAGGUUACCGUCUGCUAAAGAAUCCAGCCUGAAAAGGCCUGUCCAUACAAAACCAGGAAAUGCUGCAGCCCUCCCGCAUGAAAUGAACUCCAGCUCAAAACGAUCCAGCAGCAGUUUAGGAAAGGGAGGACCUGGGCAUCCAGGCGGAGGAUCAAGUGCAGGACCAGGGCGAUCAAGCAGCAAUUCUGGCAUGGGACCAGGAAGGCCAGGGAGCGUCUCAAGCCCAGGGCCCGGGCGACAGGGCAGCAGCUCGGCCGCAGGACCUGGAAGGCCAAGCAGCAGCUCAAGCAUGGGACCUGGGCGACCGGGCAGCGGCUCAGGCGUGGGACCUGGAAGGCCAGGUGGCAGCUCAAGCACUGGACUUGGGCGUCCAGGUGGCAGCUCAGGCACCGGCCCGGGAAGGCCAGGCAACAGCACAAAUACAGCACCUGGGCGACUGGGCAGCAGCAUGGGAACGGGACCAGGGAGGCCGGGAGUCAGCCCGAGUGCAGGACCUGGGCGGCCAGGCAGCAGCGCAGGAACGGGGCCGGGAAGGCCAGGAGUCAGCCCGAGUGCAGGACCUGGGCGACCUGGCUUUACAGCUGUAAAGCCCAGGUGUACUGUCGUAUCAGAAACUAUUUCUUCCAAAAACCUAGUGACGAGGCCCAGCAAUGGACAGAUGAAUGGAAUGAGAUCUCUUCAAGGGCAUAGGCCUCCAUUUCGCUCACAAGGUAUUGGGAGACCACCUGUUGGUUACAAAAGACAAAUAGAUGAUGAUGACGAAGAUGAUGAAUAUGACUCUGAAAUGGAUGAUUUUAUUGAAGAUGAAGGGGAACCCCAAGAAGAAAUAUCAAAACAUAUUCGGGAAAUAUUUGGCUAUGACCGGAAAAGAUAUAAAGAUGAAAGCGAUUAUGCCUUACGCUACAUGGAGAGCAGCUGGAGAGAGCAACAGAAAGAAGAAGCCAGGAGCUUGAGACUCGGUGUUCAGGAAGACCUUGAGGAAUUGAGACGGGAAGAGGAAGAACUAAAACGCAAGAGACAGUCUAAGAAGCUGAGGACCCGUUAACUGACUUACAGCGUCGACUUCUUUCAUUUUUUGCUACCCUCUGCCUCCAUACAUCUCCUGUUCUUCAGUUUCCAUUUGCUUGUUAGAGGGCAAAAGAAUAUGUAAAGGGAUAAAAGAACUGAAAAAUAAAGGCUUUAGUUUGACUUA